UGACUGUCUCUCUCUUCGGCUCUUCUCUUUCCCCACGACUUCGACCUCCGCCCUCUCCUCUUUCUCCACUGACCGUGCCUUGACGUGCAAGGGUGCUAGGAAUCCAAUCCUCCCGCAGCAGCAGCAGGAAAGUGGUCGGCCAAAGAAUCGAUUUUCGGAGAUUUUUGUCCGUCCUAUCCUCGCGGGAUUGGAUUCUCCGGUCAUGGCUCUCGCCGGCUUCCGCCGGAACGUCGGCCAGUUCUUGAUUAGCAGCAAUGAGCUUAUGGCAGCGUCGCUGUCGACGGCGAGCUGCGCGGACAAGAUGGAGCAGGCGGAGGAGGCCGGGUGCCAGGACGACGCAGCGGCUCUGCGGCUGAAGGCGGUGGCCAUGGCGGUGAUACUGGUGGCCGGGGUCCUUGGGGUGGGCCUCCCGCUGGCGGGGCGGAAGCGGCGUGCGCUGCGGACGGACAGCACCGCUUUCCAGGCGGCCAAGGCGUUCGCGGCCGGGGUCAUCCUGGCAACGGGGUUCGUCCACAUGCUCCACGACGCCGAGCGCGCGCUCUCCAACCCCUGCCUCCCCGCUGCGCCGUGGCGCCGGUUCCCGUUCCCCGGGUUCGUCGCCAUGGCCGCGGCACUCUCCACCCUGGUGCUCGAUUUCUUGGCCACCAGGUUCUACGAGAGCAAGCACCGCGACGAGGCUGCGCGCGCCAAGGCGGCCGCGGCUGCCGCGCUUGCUGCCUCCUCUGCGAGCGACGAGGACAUCACCGUGGUCACUGUCACUGAGGACGAGCACAAGGCGCCGCUCUUGCAAACGCACUGCCACGGCCACGGCCAGAACCACAACCAUGCGCCCGAGCUAGUGCAAGUAGAGGGCAGCGAGGCAGAGCUGUCGGAGCACGUGCGGUCCGUUGUUGUGUCACAGAUACUGGAGAUGGGGAUCGUGUCGCACUCCGUGAUCAUAGGGUUGUCACUGGGAGUGUCACGGAGCCCAUGCACAAUCAGGCCGCUUGUCGCAGCACUUGCAUUCCACCAGUUCUUCGAGGGGUUUGCACUUGGCGGGUGCAUUGCUCAGGCACAACUGAAGACCCUUUCGGCAGCUCUAAUGGCAUCCUUCUUUGCCAUUACAACACCGGCAGGGAUAGCUGCCGGUGCAGCUGUGGCCUCAUUCUACAAUCCCAAUAGCCCGAGGGCUCUUGUGGUGGAGGGCAUUCUUGACUCCGUGUCAGCCGGCAUCCUCAUAUACAUGUCGCUAGUGGAUCUCAUUGCCACCGACUUCUUGGGUGGAAAGAUGACAGGUUCCUUGCUCCAGCAAGCAAUGGCAUACAUUGCCCUGUUCCUUGGUGCACUCUCCAUGUCAUCACUCGCAAUAUGGGCUUGAUACCCACCUUGAAUCAGGUGAAGAUAAAGGACUGACAAUGUUCACAGAAAAUGUCACGAUACAUGUACAGUACUGAUAUUUAUGCUGGUGUUCCGUUCGACUUAAUACAGGGCAUAUGCCCUGUUUUUGAAGGGCUGCUGAUGUACAAACUGGAGCAUUUUGAAUCUGUACUGCACUUCAAUUACUGUUUCUGAAACAAAGAGAUGUCAGCAGUUGCGUCUGCUGCUGGUUUUGAUGU
Molecule: messenger RNA, 1595 nt
Organism: Phragmites australis (common reed)
Lineage: Eukaryota; Viridiplantae; Streptophyta; Magnoliopsida; Poales; Poaceae
Product: zinc transporter 7-like
Exons: 4
Coding region: 203-1357 (384 amino acids)
Biological process (GO): zinc ion transmembrane transport
Cellular component (GO): plasma membrane
Molecular function (GO): zinc ion transmembrane transporter activity
Source: RefSeq, a predicted model, not a curated record